This is a messenger RNA of Spirometra erinaceieuropaei, 507 nucleotides long. NCBI's taxonomy places the organism in Eukaryota, Metazoa, Platyhelminthes, Cestoda, Diphyllobothriidea, Diphyllobothriidae. The record is from the annotation of a GenBank genome assembly.
AUGUUCUCUGCUAUUCUAGUAAACGUCUUCCGUGACGAACGCCCCGGGAUCCACGUCGCCAUCAAGGUGGACUGCCAACUCCUCAACCAGCGACGGAUGCACUUCCAGUCGCGUGCAUUCACAACUUCCGUCCAUGAACUGCUCUUCGCCGACGACUGCGCUCUCAACACUACCUCCGAGGGGGACAGGCAAAGGAGCAUGGACCUCUUCGCCACCGUCUGCGACAACUGCGGCCUGGUUAUCAACACGGAGGAGACGGUGGCUAUGCAUCAACUGCCACUCGACACUACCCACAUCGCACCCCAAAUCAGCGUGAAUGGCGUCCAACUGCAAGUCGUGGACAACUCCACCUACCUGGGUAGCACCAUCUUUUGCAACACCAACAUCGACGAUGGAGUGGCCCGCCAGAUUUCGAAGGCCAGCCAGGCUUUCCUCUGUCUGCAAAACACAGUAUGGAAUCGACAGGGUCUCCAGGUCAGCCAGCACUUCCGCCUCAGCUGUCUCUGA